GAUCAAGCGCCCUCGGCGACCCCAGUUGGCGUCAGUGGCCUGGCCACCCCGAUGCACACCUCUCAGCUGGGCGCGCCCGCCACUGGACUCGAAACGGCUUCAAUGCCCGGUGUUCUGAGUGAAGAGGAGCUCGAUCUCAUCCUGCCGGGCACCGAGCAAGGCUUCAAGAUCGUCGAGCCGCCAGAGGGAUUCACAGGCGGGCAGCCGCCCAUCCACCGCGUGGCCGCCACGCCGCUUCCCGCCAACUACAGCGGCUUCAUGAUUCAGGACCCUGACAGCGGACGGGUGGGACAGAACCAGAUGCCCAAAGAGAUCCCUGGAGUUGGAGAUCUGCAAUUUUUCAAGGCUGAGGACAUGGCAUACUUUGGCAAGCUCACAGAUGGUGCUGACGAGAACAGUCUGUCCGUGGAAGAGCUUAAGGAGAGAAAGAUCAUGAGAUUGCUGCUCAAGGUCAAGAAUGGCACUCCGCCAAUGCGCAAGACCGCGCUUCGCCAGCUGACCGACAAUGCCCGCAACUUUGGCGCCGGCGCCCUGUUCAACCAGAUCCUCCCGCUACUGAUGGAGAAGUCUCUCGAGGACCAGGAGCGCCACUUGCUCGUCAAGGUCAUCGAUCGUGUCCUGUACAAGCUUGAUGACCUGGUCCGGCCAUAUGUCCACAAGAUCUUGGUCGUCAUCGAGCCGCUUCUUAUUGACCAGGACUACUACGCCAGAGUGGAGGGUCGGACGAUUAUUUCGAACUUGAGUAAGGCUGCCGGUCUCGCCACAAUGAUUAGUACCAUGCGUCCAGAUAUCGAUCACGUGGACGAAUACGUGCGAAACACCACAGCGCGUGCCUUUGCUGUCGUCGCCUCGGCAUUGGGCAUACCGGCCCUGCUCCCUUUCCUGCGAGCAGUCUGUCGAAGCAAGAAGUCAUGGCAGGCGCGUCACACGGGUGUCAAGAUUGUGCAGCAGAUACCUAUCCUUAUGGGAUGUGCUAUUCUGCCACAUUUGAAGGGACUCGUGGACUGCAUCGGACCCAACCUAAACGACGAACAGACAAAGGUCCGCACGGUGACGGCGCUUGCGAUCGCCGCGCUCGCCGAGGCGGCCAACCCUUACGGUAUCGAGAGCUUUGACGACAUUCUCAACCCGCUGUGGACUGGUGCUCGCAAGCAGCGCGGCAAGAGUUUGGCGGCGUACCUCAAGGCUGUUGGUUACAUUGUGCCUCUGAUGGACGAGGAAUACGCCAACUACUAUACCAGUCAGAUCAUGGAGAUUCUGCUGCGAGAGUUUUCGUCGCCCGACGAGGAGAUGCGCAAGGUUGUCCUACAGGCCAUUUCCAAGUGCUCGCAGGUCGAUGGUGUGACGGCCGGCUAUCUGAAGGAGCACGUUCUGGACGAGUUCUUCAAGAGCUUCUGGGUCAGGAGGAUGGCUCUCGACAAGCGCAAUUAUCGCCAAGUCGUUGAGACGACGGUCGACCUUGGCCAGAAGGUGGGCGUGAGCGAGAUUCUUGAGCGCAUCGUCAACAGUCUCAAGGACGAGAGCGAGGCGUAUCGCAAGAUGACCGUGGAGACGGUGGAGAAGGUGGUCGCCGGUCUCGGCGCGGCCGAUAUUGGCGAGCGCCUCGAGGAGCGCCUGAUUGAUGGCAUUCUGCACUCCUUUCAGGAGCAGAGCGUCGAGGAUAUUGUCAUGCUCAACGGGUUUGGCACAGUGGUCAACGCGCUUGGCAGUCGAUGCAAGCCGUACUUGCCACAGAUUGUCAGUACUAUCCUGUGGAGGCUCAACAACAAGUCUCCCACCGUGCGGCAGCAAGCUGCCGACCUCAUUUCACGCAUCGCGAUGGUGAUGAAGCAGUGCGGCGAAGAUGCCCUCAUGGGUAAGCUCAGCGUUGUCCUUUACGAGUACCUCGGUGAAGAGUACCCCGAGGUCCUGGGCUCCAUCAUCGGAGCUCUGCGGUCCAUUGUCACCGUGGUUGGCAUCAGCGAGGUGCGGCCGCCGAUCCGAGACCUGCUGCCUCGACUCACGCCCAUCCUGCGCAAUCGUCACGAAAAGGUGCAGGAGAACACAAUCGACCUCGUCGGCCGUAUCGCGGAUCGCGGGCCGGAGAGCGUCAACGCGCGAGAGUGGAUGCGCAUCUGCUUCGAGCUGCUCGACAUGCUCAAGGCGCACAAGAAGGGCAUCCGGCGCGCAGCCAACAACACGUUCGGCUUCAUCGCCAAGGCCAUCGGCCCGCAGGAUGUCCUGGCGACGCUGCUUAACAACCUGCGCGUGCAGGAGCGUCAGUCGCGAGUGUGUACCGCCGUCGCCAUCGGCAUCGUCGCCGAGACGUGCGCGCCCUUCACCGUGCUGCCGGCGCUCAUGAACGAGUACCGCGUGCCCGAGCUCAACGUGCAGAACGGCAUCCUGAAAUCCAUGUCGUUCCUGUUUGAGUACAUCUCUGAGAUGGCAAAGGACUACGUGUACGCCGUGACGCCGCUGCUCGAGGACGCCCUGAUCGACCGCGACCAGGUGCACCGCCAGACCGCGGCGUCCGUCGUCAAGCACAUUGCGCUCGGCGUGGUGGGCCUGGGCUGCGAGGACGCGCUCCUCCACCUGCUCAACCUGCUGUACCCGAACCUGUUCGAGACGAGCCCGCACGUCAUCGACCGCAUCAUCGAGGCCAUCGAGGCCGUCCGCGUGGCCAUCGGCCCCGGCCUGGUCAUGAACUACGUCUGGGCCGGGCUCUUCCACCCGGCGCGCAAGGUGCGCAUCCCGUACUGGAGGCUGUACAAUGACGCAUACGUCGGGCAGGCGGACGCGCUGGUGCCGUACUAUCCGAACCUGACGGAGGGGAUCGACCGGGGCGAGCUGGCUAUUGUGCUGUAGAUGUAAAAAGAAAAUGGGAUCCUUUCUUGUUCUCUCUUCUUGUGUUGGACGGGAGGGCGGACUUGUAUGCACAAAGCGGCGUUCUUUAAGUUUAUUUCUUCUCUCAUGUUUCUAUGUAAAGAAAGGCAUUGCAGCGAGGCAAUGAAGAUGAAUGGGGGCUAGUCCAUCAGAAGGAGCGGGCUUAGCAGCCACAUUGGGACUGACUGGCUUUGCGAGGAUGGGGGGGGAAUAAAUAUAUAAUCAGUGUCUUUUGACUGUCCCUGCUCUCACACACACUCUCUGUCUCCUUCUCUAGCUGCUUGCUGC
Messenger RNA from Microdochium trichocladiopsis, 3150 nucleotides. Its product is annotated as U2 snRNP component prp10, variant. The transcript has a single exon. The record is from RefSeq and is a predicted model, not a curated record. Gene Ontology annotation, biological process: spliceosomal complex assembly. NCBI's taxonomy places the organism in Eukaryota, Fungi, Ascomycota, Sordariomycetes, Xylariales, Microdochiaceae. Gene Ontology annotation, cellular component: catalytic step 2 spliceosome; U2-type prespliceosome; U2 snRNP. Gene Ontology annotation, molecular function: mRNA binding. The coding region runs from base 52 to 2844 and encodes 930 amino acids.